GAGGGUCAGAGAGAGAGGGAGACACAGAAUCUGAAACAGGCUCCAGGCUCUGAGCUGUCAGCACAGAGCCUGACGCGGGGCUCGAACUCACAGACCAUGAGAUCCUGACCUGAGCCGAAGUCGGCCGCUUAACCGACUGAGCCACCCAGGUGCCCCACCUGUUUUCUUCUUAAUGCUAUCUCUUCCUUACUGACAUACUUCAUUUAUCCUGCUCCAUAUGAUAGCUCAGCCAGUAUAGUAAAGUGAGAACUGUCAAGCUCUCUGAGCACUAUCAUUUUUAUGUACUUUAUAUUCUUUUACCUAGAGUCUCUCUUUCAUCACAGCCCUGUUUUCUAGAAGAAGGUUGUGUUUUGUGUUUUUUUUAAAGGAAAGUCUUCUGAAAGUUUUGUUUUUCCAGGGUUAAACAAACAUGGGGUUGUUUUAAUGGCUGAAUUACAGACUGAUGAUAGUAGAGCUCUGGAGGAAAGUGGGUAAGCCAUAAGUAAAUGUGAAUGUGUUAUGCUCUAAGCCUAGCCACAAUUGCAAAGAUUGCAGAGGUAAUAAAUUAUGAUGCUGGAAAGAACUAUGCUUUAAUAAUCCACUAUAGUGCAGAUUCAGUUGGCAUUCCCUUUUCUAGAAAUCCUUGCUGCCCCUCAUAAUAGAAUUAUUUUCAGUACCAUGUUCCACUGCCUUAUUCACUUAUUCACUGUUGUAUCCCCAGUACCUAGUUUAGAGACUAGCACAGAGAAGGUAAUAAAUACAAGUUUUUUGAAUGAAUGAACAAAGAUGUGCUACACUAGUAUUUACUGUAGGCCAAGAUUUCUUAGAUAGUAUUGAGAAUUCUAAACAUUUUAACAAAAAUUUCUUUAGAAUUCUAGACGUUUUCAGAGGUACCAUUUUUCUUACUCUUCAGGGAUUAUGUUUCCUUUACCUUGUGGGUGUCAUGUUUUCAUAGUUCCUACAUCAUGCCUUCCCCCACUCCACCUCCACUCCCACCCUCAUUUUGCUCUUCCUGUUAUGAAGUAAGAUCUGUGUAGACUUGAUGCCAGCAAUGGUUGUUCCUGUUGGUACUAAACUCUCUCUCUACUUGGGUAAAGGAUGUAUUUUCUUCUCAGAUCUACAGCUAAAUGACAGAUUAAUGUGCAUACCUUUCUCUUUUCAACCCGAGUUGCUAGGAGGCAUUUACUUGGUACAGCUCUGCUUUCCUGGGAUGACGUCUUCUCUUGUAACUGCACCCUGGUUCUUUGAUACUGUCUUGAGAGAGUAGGUUAAAAAGUACAAUUUGUCUUGUCUCUCUGUCAUAUCUGUAGCAUUUACCUGUUGGAAAUCCACAUUGUAGGAUUCAUUGUGCCACCACUGGUUUGCUCUUUGUUAUCUUAGGAGCUUUCUUCUGUAAAUGGAUGUAGAAAGCUAUCCGUUGGAUUUUGCUUUGCCUUCAAGAACAGAACUCUUACUCUUUGUCAUAGUAAUACCUGGAUGGUAUCUGUUGGCUUCUAGAUUUUCUAGCUGGUACACUUUCCAGGUCUCAUGAGUCAGGAGAGUGGAGAGUUCUAAAUUGACUUCUCUACCCUCCCCGCCUUUUUUUUUAGCCAAUCCCUGUUUCAUGUGGUAAGCCUUUGGUAUUUAUCAAUACAGUGCCACCAGUCUUAUAUAAAAAUGUGAAGAGUUAUUUCACGUUCUGCUGUUAGGGGUUUUAGUAGUGUUGAGUCAGGGUAAAAUUUUUUCGUGUGUGUCUUCAUAGACAUUUUAGUGAAAAGUGGGAAAGGCCACACUGAAUUAUGCUAUUUGGAGUUCAGUAAGGCUUAUUUAACUGAAAUUAAGCGGGUUGAUUGAGUCAUCUCUCUGAGGAUUGUCUCCUCUAGUUGCAAUAUUUGUCUUCUAUCCUAAUGUAUUUUUCCUAGUUCUGCUUGCUUUUUUCUUUCACUCCUAAUCAUAAUAAGACAUUUUCCCCCCAAAAGUCAAAUGACAAGGAAUCCAUAUUAUGUUUAGUAAGGACAGGUCCUGUUAAUAGAGGCUUAUUCAGCCUUUGCAAGUCCAUGUUCUGAGUCUCUGAUAAUUUAAGAAGAAGCAAAGACCAAGGGGGUGUGAGUAAAGUUGUGCUAGAGUUUGAAUCUGUUAUGUGCCAGGGCCUGUAUUGAUUGAGGGAGGAUUGCCAGCUGGCAGUGGUGGUAGAAAGAAGUCUCUGGGGAAUGGGAAACUAACUCUAGAGGUUUCCUAGUUAAGACUUAACACGGAAUCUCUGGGCAAUUGGAAAUAUUGUACUCUCCCCUAGGGAGAUGGAGCGGGAAUUAACUUUUCCCCUGGUCCAAUGUGACUUGGUUAGAAAUACAAUUGAACCUGUUUGUCUUGUCCAUUGUGAUGUGAUAGCCCCCUAGGAACAGUCUGUUUUGUGUGGGAGUUUAUUUCAGGCUGUCUCCUUGCCUGUAUUGUUUCCUUUAACAGCUCUUUAAAUUUUCUUUUUCCAGCAAUGAUGUUGUCCACUGGGCAUGUACUGACCAAUGUGGCAGGUCUGAGAACAUAGCUGAAGCUGAAAAUAGGAAAGCUGGGGGCAAGGAAGAGCCUUGAAUCUUGAGGUGGGACGUUGACUCUAAGAUGUCCUUGAGCAGUGGAGCCUCCGGAGGGAAAGGAGUGGAUGCAAACCCGGUUGAGACAUACGACAGUGGGGAUGAAUGGGACAUUGGAGUAGGGAAUCUCAUCAUUGACCUGGACGCCGAUCUGGAAAAGGACCAGCAGAAACUGGAAAUGUCAGGCUCAAAGGAGGUGGGGAUACCGGCUCCCAAUGCUGUGGCCACACUGCCAGACAACAUCAAGUUUGUGACCCCAGUGCCAGGUCCUCAAGGGAAGGAAGGCAAAUCAAAAUCCAAAAGGAAUAAGAGUGGCAAAGACACUAGCAAGCCCACUCCAGGGACUUCCCUGUUCACUCCAAGUGAGGGGGCAGCUAGCAAGAAAGAGGUGCAGGGACGCUCAGGAGAUGGUGCCAAUGCAGGAAGCCUGGUUGCUGCUAUUGCUCCCAAGGGCUCAGAGAAGGCGGCUAAGGCAUCCCGCAGUGUAGCCGGCUCCAAAAAGGAGAAGGAGAACAGCUCAUCUAAGAGCAAGAAGGAGAGAAGCGAAGGAGUGGGGACUUGUUCAGAAAAGGAUCCUGGGGUCCUCCAGCCAGUUCCCUUGGGAGGACGGGGUGGUCAGUAUGAUGGAAGUGCAGGGGUGGAUACAGGAGCUGUGGAGCCACUUGGGAGUAUAGCUAUUGAGCCUGGGGCAGCGCUCAAUCCUUUGGGAGCUAAACCGGAGCCAGAGGAAGGGGAGAAUGAGUGUCGCCCGCUAAAGAAAGUCAAGUCUGAAAAGAUGGAGUCCCCUGUUUCUACACCAGCAGUGCUGCCACUGCACCUUUUGGUACCAGUGGUCAAUAAUGACAUCUCCUCCCCCUGUGAGCAGAUCAUGGUUCGUACCAGAUCAGUUGGGGUCAACACAUGUGAUGUGGCUCUAGCUACAGAGCCUGAGUGCCUGGGCCCCUGUGAACCUGGAACAAGCGUCAACCUCGAGGGCAUCGUGUGGCAGGAAACAGAAGAUGGUAAGUGCUCUGUGCGUCUUUUUCCAUCUCUUCUCAACCUGCUUCUGCCAACAGGGGCUUAUCGUUGUAAAUAACACCAAGUAUUUAUUAGGAGUCUCAAGCGACCAUAGUUUGCUAGUGACACCUACCCAGGAGAUCACAGCAAACUUCUCAGUAAAAUUGCGCAGCUUCUGGAGAUUGCCAUUUUGUUUGUUUAAAGUUUAUUUAUUUAUUUUGAGAGAGACAGCAGGAGAGGAGCAGAGAGGGAGAGGAAGAGAGAGAAUCCCAAGCAGGCUCCACCAGUGCAGGGCUUGAUGCUGCGAACCGUGAGGUCAUGACCUGAGCUGAAAUCAGGAGUAGAGGCUUAACCCACUGAGCCCAACACUGAGGUCUCCCAAGAUUGCCAGUUUUUAAAAUUAAUUAUCUCUCUUUUAUGGGUAUCCACAUUGUUGGCCCUGGCAUUUAAGCAGUCAUUUGUUAAGUGCUGGCCAGGUAAUUCACACUGUGUCUCUACUCUCCAUACUCCUCUUUAUCAUUUUAUAUGGGAGAAUUUGAAUGUAAAUGAACUUUUGGGUCAGGCUUCAAGAGAAAAAAGUAAUAAAAGGACAGCUGUGGGAGUCAAGGAAAUGGAAAACAGUCACUCUUAAAUUGACUUAUUGUUGGCUCAUUGAAUAUGCAACUCUUGCCUUUUUUAACACCUGGAGGUGCAGCCAGCUCCUUCCCACUGGUUGCCUCAUUGCCCAGCCACCCACUUCACUUCAUGCAUCUGUCACUUAGUACAGAUUUUAUAGGCCUAGGCAACAGGGAAAUGUUUACAUGGUCUUGUUUUCAGGCAUCCACUAAGCAGUUGGCUCACUGCAGGGUGCUUCUGCCUGAGGCUACCAUCCAGACUUCUUGUAUGUUCCAUUUGCCCCUGAGAACAGAGUCUCUUCUCUUUUAGAAGUUCAUAAACCUGAAAAAAUAGUUGUGUGAAGGGACUUGACCAGGUAUUUCUGAUCCCUUGGUACCAUCUGUGGCAAUUUGAUUUCAGCACAUAGAUUCUUUUUAUAAAGAUUCCAAGUUCUUGUCAAAGUAUGUUUAUACAGAGUAUGUUUAUAGAGGCUGGGCCUCAGAGUCCCAUCAGGUCUCUGCAUCAGUAACCAGACUUUGAAAGCAUCCCCACUCUGAAGUUUAGAGGCCCAGAGGAGCACAGCUCAUUAUCUCUAAUUAUCAUAAGCUAUCUUGUCAGUUUGCCCAUGGAAAUCCAAGCAUUUCAUUCUGGUCAUUCUAAUUAAAGUCUGUUCCUCUGAAUAUUUUGUUGUGAUUCAGUAUUUAUUUAAAGUCUGUCAUGCAGUAGGUAUUGAUGUGACACAGGUUAAGAAUUCUGUUUUUGGCUUUCUUGUUGAUAACAAUAUAGUAAAGCUUCAGGUUUCAGAAUAACAUUGCUGAUAGGUUUUAUUGUGUGCCUGAGACCAUAAUGCCAAAAAAAAAAUUUUUUUUUUUCUCUUGUGUUAGAAACUGAUGCAGAGACAGUGGAGAGAGGGGUUGACCCUAGAGGUUGACUCUGGAUAUGUGUAUUCAGUAUACAGUCUGGAAAUCACAAGUGGCUAUCUCUAAUUUUGAAAAUGUCAUCUGCCUUUGGCCAAAGGUCUGAAUAGCCACAGAGUCUGUUGGAAUGACAAACAUAUCCAGCCCACAGCUCCGUGACACCAACCAGCCUUCGGGGCCUCUUGCCUCAGUAUAUUGAAGAUAGAAGACAUCAAUUUCCUGCCUAUUUAUUCUGUCCAUCUUUAUGAUGGUGACUUUCCUCCAAGAGCAAGUUGCUUUUCAUAUAUGUUAACCGAUGAAAACUUUGUAAGAAUGUGAGGCACUAACCCUUCCACUCUCCUGAGAACAAUGGAUACCUUUUUUUUUUUAAUUUUUUUUUUUAAUGUUUAUUUAUUCUUGAGAGAGAGAAAGAGAGAGAGUAUGAGCAGGGGCAGAGUGAGAGAGGGACACAGAAUGUGAAGCAGGCUCCAGGCUCUGAGCUGUCAGCACAGAGCUCAAUGUGGGGCUUGAACUCACGAGCCAUGAGAUCAUGACCUGAGCCAAAGUCAGAUGCUCAACCAACUGAGCCACCCAGGUGCCCCCAAUGGAUACCUUUUUAUCUGAGAGUCCCUGUUCUCCCUCCAUGCCAAGGAGAUAGUAGCACAGGUUUUUGGGGGGUUUUAUUUGUUUGUUUGUUUUUUAUUUUUUUUAUAGUUUUUUAAUUUUUUGUUUAAUGUUUAUUUGUUUUUGAGAGAGAGAGACAGAGACAGAAUGCAAGCAGGGGAGGGGCAGAGAGAGAGGGAGAUAUGGAAUCCGAAGCAGGCUCCAGGCUCUGAGCUGUCAGCACAGAGCCUGAUGCUGGGCUUGAACUCAUGAACUGCGAGAUCAUGACCUGAG
Molecule: messenger RNA, 5926 nt
Organism: Panthera uncia (snow leopard)
Lineage: Eukaryota; Metazoa; Chordata; Mammalia; Carnivora; Felidae
Gene: ZNF609
Product: zinc finger protein 609
Exons: 2
Coding region: 2572-3618 (348 amino acids)
Biological process (GO): regulation of transcription by RNA polymerase II
Cellular component (GO): nucleus
Source: RefSeq, a predicted model, not a curated record